This is a messenger RNA of Euleptes europaea (tarantolino), 1065 nucleotides long. Its product is annotated as chemerin-like receptor 1. The transcript has a single exon. Gene Ontology annotation, cellular component: plasma membrane. NCBI's taxonomy places the organism in Eukaryota, Metazoa, Chordata, Lepidosauria, Squamata, Sphaerodactylidae. The record is from RefSeq and is a predicted model, not a curated record. The coding region runs from base 1 to 1065 and encodes 354 amino acids. Gene Ontology annotation, molecular function: complement receptor activity; N-formyl peptide receptor activity. Gene Ontology annotation, biological process: inflammatory response; phospholipase C-activating G protein-coupled receptor signaling pathway; positive regulation of cytosolic calcium ion concentration.
AUGGAGAACAUAACUCAGCUUAACCCUCUUCAGAUUGCCAACCAAGUUUCCAGUGCCGUCACUGUCAACUAUGAUUACUAUUAUGACGAAGAAGAGAUGAUCUUCCAUCAAACUUUGCAGAAAAGGCUGAACAUCCUCUUCAUGGUCAUCUACAGUGUUGCUUUUGUUCUGGGUGUCUGUGGAAAUGGGCUGGUCAUUUUCAUCACCGGCUUCCGUAUGAAGAAGACGGUCAACACCGUCUGGUUCCUCAACUUGGCCAUAGCCGACUUCACCUUCACCUUCUUCCUGCCACUGACCAUCGCCUACAUAGCCCAGGGCUUUCAUUGGCCCUUUGGGGAGGCCAUGUGCAAGUUCAACAGCACCCUGGCCUUCAUCAACCUCUACGCCAGCGUCUACCUCCUCAUGGUCAUCAGCAUAGACCGCUGCAUCUCUGUGACAUGCCCUGUGUGGGCUCAGAAUCAUCGGAGCCCCCGCCUGGCUUCCUUUGUGGCUUUGGGGGUUUGGAUUCUGGCCCUGGUGUUGAGUUCACCGAACAUCCAUUUCAGGGCGACUAAAGGGGAUGGAGAUGUGAUCCGCUGCUACAACAAUUAUAGCCACCAUCUGGAACAGGCAAAAGUCUCCCACCGGGCCAUGAUUAUCAGCCGUUUCAUCUUUAGCUUUGCGAUCCCCUUCCCAGUCAUCAUUGUUUGCUAUGGAGCGAUAGUUCUGAGGCUGAGGAGGGACCGCUUGGCCUCCUCGACCAAGCCCUUCAAGGUCAUCACCGCAGUGAUUGUGGCCUUUUUCAUCUGCUGGCUCCCCUAUCACGUUUUCUCUUUCCUGGAGAUUCAGAGUUACGAGGACCACACUCUGCACCAGAUCCUACCUAUUGGUAUUCCUCUGGCGUCAAGCCUGGCCUUCAUCAACAGCUGCCUCAACCCCCUCUUGUAUGUCUUCAUGGGGCAUGAUUUCAAGGAAAGGCUCAGACGCUCCAUCCUCUCGGUAUUUGAGAAUGCCUUCGCUGAGGACGUCAGCCAGAGUACGGCUCAGACGAAGACCAGAUCCUCAGUGGACUCCCAAGGAGUAUGA